Messenger RNA from Poeciliopsis prolifica (blackstripe livebearer), 963 nucleotides. Its product is annotated as protein EOLA1-like. Lineage: Eukaryota; Metazoa; Chordata; Actinopteri; Cyprinodontiformes; Poeciliidae. The record is from RefSeq and is a predicted model, not a curated record.
UAUUGACUUUUAGCUCAAUUACAUUUCCGGAGUACAAUGACAGCGGUCCGCCCCCCUUCCUGUUUGCUGAAGCAAGUUCGGUUCUGCUCCCUGGUUCUGGUCAGGAAGCAGAACUUACGUGAAUCUCAGCCUUACCGUCUCCGGCCUGCAGAGGGCGACACCGCCCCGCUGAUCUGGACGGUGAGAGGAAGAGAGCAGCAGGACAGAGAAGGAACCGCCGGUUCCGAGCUCUGCGGAUCAAUUCUGAAGGUUCGGCUUUGGUUUGUGGUGCUUCUCUGCGCAUGCGCGUGGACUCAUCACGUGGUUUCCUGCAAGCUGGCGGUCAGCAUGGCGGUCCAGCUGUGGUGUCUGUCGUUCCGACAGCCUUAUGCCGGUCUGGUUCUGGACGGUGUGAAGACCGUGGAGAGCCGCUGGCGCCCCCUGCUGGUGCCGCUGGAGAACCGAACCCUAGCGGUGCACGUCGCCUGGCGGGACUGGGAGGGGGAGGAGUGGAGGGCGGUGCUGGGCGGAGCCUGGGGCCUAAGCGCCGCCGGCGUCCAGGAGCUGCUGGAGUCCGGGGAACGCUUCGGCCGCGGCGUAGUGGCAGGUCUGGUGGAUGUGGGCGGGACCUGGCAGUGCCCCGCCUCCCUGCCGGAGGCGGAGCGAGCGGAGCUGCAGCGCUCGGCCGUUCUGAUUGGUCUAGAGCAGAAGCACCUGACCCCGCUGUCCAAUCCCCGCUGGCUGAAGGGGCCCCUGAAGACCCCGGGAGGUCGCGACCUCUGGACCGUGGAGAUUCCUGCUGAGCUGUUGCCAUGACAACACUGGUAGUAAGAGGAAGUAACAUUGGGGUCGCCCCCGGUCUCCAUGACAACAGAAACCUGCUGAGACCCGCUUCUUGUGUAAGCUCCUCCCCCCGACCUGACAGACGGGUUCUGGUCCGUUUCAACAUCAGCUUUCAUCAUGUUUGUAAAUAUUCAAUAAAUU